Molecule: messenger RNA, 1203 nt
Organism: Nicotiana attenuata
Lineage: Eukaryota; Viridiplantae; Streptophyta; Magnoliopsida; Solanales; Solanaceae
Exons: 2
Coding region: 1-1203 (400 amino acids)
Source: RefSeq, a predicted model, not a curated record
AUGAUCGACCUUGUCGGUUCUCAUAUUGCAUCUAUUCAAAAGUUGGAAAUGCAAAUGACAGACCUCUCAAGAGAGCAAAAUCCGAAGCAAAAGGGCACACUCCCAAGUGACACAAUUGCAAACCCAAAAGGUAGUGGGGGUAGUCCAACUUCUCAUUGUAUGGCAAUCACAACUUGGAGUGGGAAAAUACUUCAAGGAGAGAAUGGACAAGUGGUCGAAGUGGAAGAUUCCAAACAAGAAGUUGAGGCACAAGUUGAGGUCCCAGUUGUUGUUGAAGCUAAAAAGGUCCCAGAAGAGGUGAAAAUUCAAGAAGUGAACCGGGAAGAGGUUAAAAAAAAGGUGAAAGAGACACCAAAAACUCUAGCACCAUUUCCUAGGCCUCCUCCCCCUUUUCCUCAAAGACUUGCUAGGAAGGUUGAUGAUAGCAAACUCGAGAAGUUCUAUGACAUUCUCAAGAAAUUAUCGGUGAAUAUUCCAUUUGUGAAAGCAUUUCAAGAGAUGCCGGGUUUUGCUAAGUAUUUGAAAGACUUGAUCACCAAGAAGAAAACCACCAAAAAUGAAGUGGUGAAUGUGACUCACCGGGUUAGUUCCAUCAUUGUAACAACCACCAUUCAAAAGAAAGGAGAGCCGGGAGAUUUUACCAUUCCAUGUAAUAUUGGGGCGCGCGAUUUUGCAAGAGCUCUUUGUGAUAAUGGGGAUAGCAUUAAUUUAAUGCCUCUUGCUAUUUACAAGCAAGCGGGGUUAGGUAUGUCGAGGCCUACAAGUAUGAGGUUGCAAAUGGCCGAUCGUUCAAUAAAGAGACCGGUGGGGAUUAUUGAUGAUGUUCUUGUGAAAGUGGGAAAGUUCCUCCUCCCCACCGACUUUGUGAUACUUGAUUGUGCUGUUGACAAAGAAAUCCCUAUAAUCUUGGGGAGACCAUUUCUUGCUAUCGGAGGAGCACUUAUGGAUUCAGAACAAAAUGAGAUCAAGUUCCGAGUUAAUGACGAAGAGGUUACCUUUCAACCGAGCAAGGGUAUGAAGUUGCCACAUGCAUAUGAAAACAUCUUAGUCAUUGAUGUUGUUGAUGAUGUAGAAGACGCAAUCGAGAUGAAGAUGGAAGAACAAUGCCUUGGUGGAACAACUGUUGAAUGUCUUGAAGGAGCACAUGCAAGAUAUUGGGUGGACAAUAGCGUACAUCCGAGGGAUUUUCGCCGGGAUUUGUGA